AUGUCCAGCGACUUUGACAUGUCGGAUGCCUCCGACUUCGAGCCUGUCGCUCCCAUUAAGGCAGCACCAAAGAAAGCGCCCGUAAAGCGUGUUGCAGCAGUUACGAAGAAGGCAAAGGUUGUUGAGUCAGAGGAGGAGGAGUCGGCUUCGGAGGUGGACUUUGACGAUGACGAGCCAAGUCCGCCACCAAGGAAGACGGCAACGAAGAAGACUGCGUUGAAAGAAUCAACUGCGGAUAAUGAGAUGGAUGUGGACGAAGCGCCAUCACCGGCAGCCACGAAUGGCAAGAAAAAGACUGCAACAGAUACCUACCAGAAGCUCUCUCAGCUCGAGCACGUUUUGAAGCGUCCUGACACAUAUAUCGGAUCCGUCGAAGCUUCGCAAGAGAAACUUUGGGUAUACGACUCGGAACAGAACCAGAUGGUGAACAAGAACGUCUCGAUCGUGCCCGGUCUUUACAAGAUCUUUGACGAAAUCUUGGUUAACGCUGCUGACAACAAGCAACGUGAUCCCAAUAUGGACACCCUGAAGGUUACUUUCGACCGCGAGAAUAACAGCGUCAGUGUUUACAACAACGGUCGCGGUAUCCCCAUCGAAAUGCACGACAAGGAAAAGAUCUGGAUUCCCGAGUUGAUUUUUGGUAACCUCUUGACUUCCUCCAACUACGACGACGACCAAAAGAAGGUCACUGGAGGUCGUAACGGUUACGGAGCCAAGUUGUGUAACAUCUUCUCGACCGAGUUCAUCGUUGAGACCGCAGACAAGGGCAACAAGAAAAAGUACAAGCAAGUGUUCUCGUCAAACAUGAGCAAGAAGGGUGUCCCUAAGAUUACAGAGAACUCCAAGGGUGAAGAGUACACCCGUAUUACCUUCAAGCCUGAUUUGAAGAAGUUUAGUCUGGAAGAGAUGGAUGCGGAUUUGGAAAGCCUGAUCAAGCGUCGUGUGUACGAUAUGGCCGGUACCAUGAAGGGUUGCAAAGUCUUCCUCAACAACGAGCGUAUCAAGGUCAAGAACUUCAAGCAGUACGUUGAGAUGUACGUCAACUCUGUCGCGCCUGACGCUACGACUGGCAAGCCUCCGCCGAUUGUCCACGAGGUUGUUUCCGAUCGCUGGGAGAUCGCAUUCACAGUCUCAGACGGUUCGUUCAACCAGGUGUCUUUCGUCAACGGUAUUGCGACUACCAAAGGUGGUACCCACGUCAACUACAUCGCGGAUCAGAUUGUUACCAAGAUCUCCGACGCUGUCAAGAAGAAGAACAAGGCUGGUGCAAGCGUGAAGCCGCAUAUGAUCAAGAACCACUUGUGGGUGUUCAUUAACUGUCUCAUCGAGAACCCUGCUUUCGACUCUCAGACGAAGGAGAACAUGACUUUGAGACAGUCUGCUUUUGGAUCAAAGUGUGCUUUGAGUGAAGAUUUCAUCAAGAAGGUCUUGAAGUCUGGUGUACUUGAGAACGUGUUGAACUUUGCCAAGUUCAAGGCUGAUCAGGCUAUGAAGAAGACUGAUGGACACAAGAGGAGUCGUAUCACUGGUUUGCCAAAGUUGGAAGAUGCUAACAACGCUGGUACCAAGAACGGUUCGAGGUGUACUUUGAUUCUUACUGAAGGAGACUCUGCCAAGGCGCUUGCUGUUUCGGGUUUGUCCGUCGUUGGUCGUGACAACUUUGGUGUUUUCCCCCUCCGUGGUAAGCUUCUCAACGUGCGGGAAGCAAGUCACGCACAGAUCAUGGCGAACAGUGAGAUUCAGGCCAUUAAGCAGAUCAUGGGUUUGCAGCACAACAAGACUUACACCUCCGCUGCGGACUUGCGUUACGGUCACCUUAUGAUCAUGACUGAUCAGGAUCACGAUGGUUCUCAUAUCAAGGGUCUUAUCAUCAACUUCUUGGAGACGUUCUACCCGUCUUUGUUGCAGAUUCCUGGGUUCUUGAUUGAAUUCAUUACUCCCAUUGUUAAGUGUACCAAGGGCAAGAAGGAGAUUACUUUCUUCACUAUCCCCGAGUAUGAGUACUGGAAGGAGGCCAAUGAGGAGGGUAAAGGAUGGAAUAUCAAGUACUACAAGGGUCUGGGUACCUCCACUGCUGCCGAUGCGAAGAAGUACUUCUCGGACCUUGACCAGCACUUGAAGUACUUCCAUACUACUCAGGAUGGUGACAAGGAACUUAUUGACAUGGCUUUCUCCAAGAAGAAGGCAGAUGACCGAAAGGAAUGGUUGAGGCAGUUCAAGCCGGGAACCUACAUGGAUCAUAGUGUCGACAAGAUUCCUUUGGCGGAUUUCAUCAACAAGGAGCUCAUUCUCUUCUCCAUGGCUGAUAACGUUCGUUCCAUCCCUUCCAUGGUGGAUGGAUUGAAGCCUGGUCAGCGUAAGGUCAUCUUCGGCACCUUCAAGAGGAAGUUGAAGGGUGAGAUCAAGGUUGCGCAGUUGGCUGGUUAUGUUGCUGAACACUCUGCGUACCACCACGGUGAACAGUCUUUGACUCAGACUAUCGUCGGAUUGGCACAACAGUUCGUUGGAAGCAACAACAUCAACCUUCUCUUGCCUAACGGUCAGUUCGGUACUCGUAUGCAGGGUGGUAAGGAUGCUGCUUCUGCUCGUUAUAUUUUCACCGAGUUGAGCCCGUUGACGAGAAAGUUGUUCCACAAUGAUGACGACCCAUUGUUGACCUACUUGAACGAUGAUGGUCAGAACAUCGAGCCGCAGUUCUAUGCGCCUAUUUUGCCGAUGGUUUUGGUCAACGGUUCUGAGGGUAUUGGUACGGGUUGGAGUUCCUUCAUUCCCAACUUUAACCCUGAAGAUCUCGUGGCGAACUUGAGGCGCUUGAUGAAGGGUAAAGAGCCUGAGGAGAUGCACCCCUGGUACCGUGGCUUCACGGGUUCCAUCGAGAAGAAGAUCGGCAAGUACGAGCUUAAGGGUACGAUUACUCAGCUUGAUGACAACACUGUGGAGAUUACCGAGUUGCCUAUCCGCUACUGGACUCAGAACAUGAAGGAGUUCCUUGAGGUUGGUAUUGCUGGAACCGAAAAGGUACCUGCCUUCAUCAAGGAUUAUUCCGAGUAUCACACGGACGGCACCGUGCACUUCAUCGUUAAGUUGACCGACAAGGGCAUGGCCGAGGCGCUCAAGGAAGGUUUGGAGGAGAAGUUCAAGCUGACCACCUCUGUCUCUACCAGCAACAUGGUGGCCUUCGACACUGAGGGCAGAAUUAGGAAAUACAACAACGUGGACGAGAUUCUUAGGGAGUUCUACCACCUGCGUCUCGAGCUUUACCAGAAGCGUAAGGACUACUUGGCUAAUGAGCUCAUGCGCCAGUUUGAGCGUCUGUCCAACCAGGCUCGCUUCGUGCAGAUGAUCUGUGACCAUGAACUCAUUGUCUCUAACAAGAAGCGCAAGGACCUUGUCGCUGAGUUGAAGGAGAAGGGUUUCAAAUCGUUCCCCAAGAACAAGGAGGCCAAGGAGGCCGGUGAAAUGGAGGAGGCUUUGGAGGACGAAACCGCCGAUGCUGGAGACAAGGGUUAUGACUACCUGCUUGGCAUGGCUAUCUGGUCGUUGACCCGUGAAAAGGUGGCCAAGCUCAACGCCGACAAGGACGCUAAGGAACGUGAGCUCGAUGAGCUGCUCAAGCUUUCUGCAAAGGACAUUUGGGAACAUGACCUGCAGGCUUUCAUGGAGGAGUGGCAUGCUACGCUGGAGACGGACGAAAAGCUCAUCGCCGACGCUAAGUCUGGCAAGAAGCCUACCACUGGCAGAAAAGCUGGCACGAAGCUCGAGGCUAGGCCUACGUUGAAGGCGAAGGUCAAGCGGGGUAGUGAUGAUGACUCGGAUUUUGAAGCCAAGAAGCCCGCUGCAAAGAAGGCGAAGGCAUCCACCACUCCGGCAAAGGCUAAGCCCGCGGCCAAGCAGACCAAAUUAGCGUUCACGAAGACUGAACCAUCUUCACCUGAUGAAGAGGUGCCUGUCCCAGCCAGAAAGACCGCUGCGUCAACUGCGAAGGCUGCGGCCGCGAAACCAGCUACCAAGAAGGCUUUGAAGGUCGAGUCCGAUGAAAGUGAUGAGGAGUUUACUGCACUCAAGGUGGAUAAGGCCCCCGAGCCUGCAAAGAAGAUGCCCGUGGUGCAGCCAAAGGCUACCAUCAUGGACGACAGUGAUGACGACUACAUGUCGAAGCUUGCCAAGGGUACUGGUGAUGCGAAGCCCAUGUUCUCGUUCAGUGCGCUUAGCAAGCCUACAACUAAGCCUGCAGCUGCUAAGAAGCCGUCUCCCAUUGUCGACCUCUCUGAGGACGAAGAGGAAUCCGCUACUUUGUCUAAUGUAAUCGAUGACGAGUCCAGUCCAGAGAAACCAAAGGCUAAAGCCGCUCCGGUCAAGAAGGCAGCUUUAUCUGCGGCAGCCUCAAAGAAAUCAUUGAAGAUCUUGUCUGAUGAGGACGAGUCUGAAGAGGAGGUCAUGAAGCCUGCAGCAAAAGCAAAGGCUGCACCGGCUGCGAAGAAUGCUGCUCCUGCUCGUUCUGCUCGCGCUGCAAAGGCUAAGGCUGUCCCGGUCAUGAUCGACAGUGACUCGGCUAGUGAAAGUGAGGGAUCCUUCCAGGAGGAGAGUGAAGGGGAGAGUGAUUUCGAUGAAGAUGAUUGA
Messenger RNA from Saitoella complicata NRRL Y-17804, 4620 nucleotides. Its product is annotated as type II DNA topoisomerase. The transcript is spliced from 2 exons. The coding region runs from base 1 to 4620 and encodes 1539 amino acids. Gene Ontology annotation, cellular component: nucleus. Lineage: Eukaryota; Fungi; Ascomycota; Saitoellomycetes; Saitoellales; Saitoellaceae. Gene Ontology annotation, biological process: resolution of meiotic recombination intermediates; sister chromatid segregation; DNA topological change. Gene Ontology annotation, molecular function: ATP binding; DNA binding; DNA topoisomerase type II (double strand cut, ATP-hydrolyzing) activity. The record is from RefSeq and is a predicted model, not a curated record.